AUGGGCGAUCACUCUAUCAGUGUUAUCUAUCCUCCGCCGGAACUUCGAAACAUUGUUGACAAAACUGCUAGUUUUGUCGCUCGUAAUGGACCUGAAUUUGAAACGAGAAUCCAGCAAAAUGAACCGAACAAUCCAAAGUUUAACUUCUUGAAGCCUGGUGAUCCGUACAACGCGUACUACCAGUUCAAAGUGAAAGAACUGAGGGAAAACGGUACAAAUGGCAGUAGCAGUGUGCCAGCGAAUAGCGCGGCAAAUCAAACUGCUUCAGCCACUCCUAUCCAGAAAGCUACUAAGCAGUUGGAGAAUUUUAUGGAAAUUCCAAUUAUCACGAGGGAUCCUCCACCAGCAUUUGAGUUUUCUGAUGACCCUCCAUCCAUCUCGGCAUUUGAUCUGGACAUUGUCAAACUGACCGCACAGUUUGUCGCUAUUCACGGAAGAUCAUUCCUGACUAAUCUCAUGAAUCGUGAGCAGCGAAACUAUCAGUUUGAUUUUUUGCGCCCUCAACAUGGAUUGUUUACCUAUUUCACUCAACUAAUUGAGCAGUACAGCAAGAUUCUUAUGCCCUCAAAGACGUUUUUAGCACAGCUCGAAAAGGAGGUUGUUGAUUCAAAGCUGAUUCUUGAAAAAGUCCGUUAUCGAACUGAAUGGACAAAGAUUGUGGAAGCUGAGAAAAGGAAAGAAGAAGAGGAAGCUGAAAGGGAGCGCAUUCAAUACGCUCAAAUUGACUGGCAUGAUUUUGUAAUCGUAGAGACGGUCGAUUAUCAACCCACUGAAACAGGGCAGUUCCCUCCACCGACAACUCCAGAACAGGUAGGAUCAAGACUGCUGCUUCAGCAACGAAUUGAAUCAAAUGGGGCUGAGGCGGUUGAAAUGGAUGUGGAAUCUGACGAGGAGAAGGCCGAAGAACCUGAGGCAGAGAAGACUAAAGAAACCUCUUUGCCGCCUCUGCCACCAUCACUUGAUAAUGUGCUCAUCCGCAAAGAUUACAAUCCAAAGGCGGCCAAAGUGGUGGCUGCUCAGCCAAGCGCAGCAUCUCGUCCCGAUUCAUAUUUCAUCUCACCAAUGACCGGAGAAAAGAUUCCUGCCGAAAAACUACAGGAUCACAUGCGAUUCAGUUUGCUUGAUCCUCGCUGGGUCGAACAACGAGAUCGAACCAUUCAGGAAAAAACACAACAAGAGGAGGUGUAUGCUCAGGGCUCUGCCAUUGAGGACAGUCUCAAGCACUUGGCUGAAAGACGUACUGAUAUCUUCGGUUCCGGAGAUGCUGAAACUAGCAUUGGCCGAAAGAUUGGAGAAGAGGAAAAGAAACCUGAAAAGGUCACCUGGGACGGUCACACCAACAGCGUGGAGGCAACCACUCGGGCUGCACGGGCAAACAUUACCAUUGAAGAGCAGAUUCACCAAAUCCAUAAGACCCACGGUCUUCUUCCUGAAAAUGACAAGGACAAAAUUGGCCCCACAGUACAGUCUUCAUCGGGUGGUCAUCAGCAAAACCAACCACCGAAACUUCAUAAUCCCCCUCCGCCUCUCAUGAACACAGCAAUGCCAAUGCGGCCGCAAAUGAUGCCGCCGAUCUUGCCCUCACCUCACCACCAACCUGAUCCGUACAUGAUUCCAGGCAACAUGGGUCUUCAUAUGUACAAUGUACCGAUGGCACCUCCACCCCUUGAUCCGAUGAUGCAGAUGCGACUGCCGCCGGCGGCGCCAGAUCAGCUGGAGCCUGCUUACAAAAAGGCUCGCACAGAAGACAGUUUCAUUCCGGAAAGCGAGUUCCUCCAGAACAAUCCACCCAAUGUGAGCGUCAAGAUUCAGGUGCCCCACUCUUCGGAGAAGUCAGAGUGGCGACUGAAUGGCCAGGUCAUAAACCUGACACUGCCCUACACUGAUGUAUUUUCCGUGGUGAAGGCUAAAAUUCACGAGUUAACAAAUAUGCCACCUGGCAAGCAGAAGCUGCAGUACGAAGGCAUCUUCGUGAAGGACUCAAACUCGCUGGCAUUCUACAACAUACCAAGUGGCGCUUCAAUCAUUCUAGGUCUCAAGGAGCGCGGUGGCCGCAAAAAGUAG
This is a messenger RNA of Rhagoletis zephyria (snowberry fruit fly), 2064 nucleotides long. Lineage: Eukaryota; Metazoa; Arthropoda; Insecta; Diptera; Tephritidae. The record is from RefSeq and is a predicted model, not a curated record.